Bufo gargarizans (Asiatic toad) is the source of this 3558-nucleotide messenger RNA. RefSeq names its product plasminogen activator, tissue type (gene PLAT). Gene Ontology annotation, biological process: plasminogen activation; smooth muscle cell migration. Gene Ontology annotation, molecular function: serine-type endopeptidase activity. Gene Ontology annotation, cellular component: extracellular region. The record is from RefSeq and is a predicted model, not a curated record. Lineage: Eukaryota; Metazoa; Chordata; Amphibia; Anura; Bufonidae. The transcript has 15 exons. Bases 238 to 1929 code for a protein of 563 amino acids.
AAAAUAUGUCACAGUCCAGGUCUGAUCUUGUGAAGUCAAACCGUGCGGAGGGUGGAGAUCAAUGACGUCACUGCAAUAUCCCACUACAUGAAACCCUCCUGCCCCCUCACAGCAGCUUUAUAAAGUAUGAAGUAACAUCAAAUUGUUCACAUUUCUGGGGCCGACAACUAGCAGAGCUGCUUGCAGUCUUCUGGGAGAACACAAGGCUACAGGCUGCAGAAGAAGAAAUCUCCAACCAUGCAGAAGAUUGAAAACCAUCUUCUUGGCCACCGAGCAAUGGCAAUCUUAUUAAUCUUCCUCCUUGGUGAGGUUGUAUCAUCUACUAAAGAGAUCCUUCAUCAUCGAGAGAAGAGAGGAACAAGGACAUAUAAAUCUUUGUGUAUGGAAAGACCCUCAGGAAAAAUCUACACAGGUGGAGACACCUGGCUGCGGCGUGCUGGACGGCGGGUGGAGUUCUGUCGCUGUGAGGAGGGGCGGAGCAGGUGCCACAGUGUGCCAUUCAUGGAAUGUUCGGAGACCAAGUGUUACAAUGGAGGACGCUGUCUACAGGCUCUUUACUCCCCGAAUUACCUGUGUAAUUGUCUCAGUGGAUUUACUGGAGAGCACUGUGAAAUAGAUACUUUGGCCUCCUGUUACGAGGGCUCAGGACAGUUCUUCCGAGGAAACUACAGUCGGACUAACAGCGGACUGGUCUGUUUGAACUGGAAGUCUGAGGCACUUAGUCAGAAGCCGUACAAUGGUCAGCACAAGGACGCACAAGAACUCGGCCUGGGAAACCACAACUAUUGCAGGAAUCCGGAUGGCGAUAAAAUUCCCUGGUGUUAUAUAUUUAAGAAUGGGAAGUACAACUGGGAUUACUGCAGUGUGCCAGCCUGCCGAGCAAACACGACAGACUGCUACUCCGAGCGAGGGACCACAUACCAAGGAUCACGGACUACCACGCUAUCUGGUGCCAGCUGCUUGCGUUGGGACUCCCCCUUGCUGAAAAGAAAGCAGUUCAGUGCCUGGACAGGCAGCGCCCGCCGAUUAGGACUGGGGAGCCACAAUUACUGCAGGAAUCCGGACAAUGACGUCCGUCCUUGGUGUCAUGUGAUGAACGGCACUGAAGUGUCAUGGCAGUUCUGCGACGUCCCCCGAUGCUCUACAUGUGGAAUCCGACGACCUCAGCUAAAGCCUCGAUUCCGAAUCGCUGGGGGUAAAUCUGCACAUAUAACCUCUCACCCGUGGACAGCGGCCAUCUUUCGCGUGUCCAGGGGCACAGAGUAUUUUCGUUGUGGAGGGACACUCAUAAGCCCCUGCUGGGUGGUGACGGCCGCCCAUUGCUUCCAUGAAGAGUCCUCUCCGGAUCUAUUACGAGUAAAACUGGGGCGGACAAUGCAGAUAGUACCCGGGCAGGAGGAACAAAGCUUCAGAGUGGAAAGCUUACUCAUACACCCUCAGUUCGAUGAUUUCACCUUUGACAAUGACAUUGCUCUUCUAAAGCUCAAGUCUUCCUCUGGGUCGUGUGCUAUGGAGACGGACAGCGCUCGGCCGGCAUGUAUGCCUGUCAAUGACCAGACUCUGCCGGACUGGACAGAAUGCGAAAUCUCAGGAUUUGGGAAACAUGCACAUGACUCUCCAUUCCUGUCCAAGCAGCUGAAAGAAGGUCAUGUCAGGCUGUAUCCUGACAACCUGUGCUCCCCUGAACGACUAUCUGAGCGGACGGUCACUGACAACAUGUUGUGCGCCGGCGACCCAGUUAACCAGGAUGAUGCUUGCCAGGGCGAUUCCGGGGGGCCACUCGUGUGUGCUGUUGAUGGCCGCAUGCACCUUUUUGGUGUCAUCAGCUGGGGAGAUAAGUGCGGGGUAAAGGACAGGCCUGGCGUUUAUACCCGAGUGACCCGCUAUAUAGACUGGAUACGGCAAAAGACAGGCAUUCAGUUGAACUGAGACCUGAUGGACACUACCACCCAAACCACUAAAGACAAUGCUGGACAUGUCAGAGACCAAAGACCAGCCGUGGCUAACAGGGGCCACACGUGAGCUGCGUGAUGGGUGUAAUGGAUAUUUAUGAUAUUUUAUAUUUAAUCGUACAAAGACCAAGCACAAGCUUCAGAGCAGGUCUGGAGACUUGGAUGAGAAGUAUUCCGAAGGUCCGUCCCUGUCCGAGGGUUCAUUCAGCUGGAAUUUCAAAGGUGACACUACGUCUUGUAAGAUCCGAAUGGAUCUACAGAUACUUCUGAAUGUGUUACGAUGACCCAAUCGUAGUUUAUUUUCCAUGCUGACGGACAAAAUUCAGCCAACAUAUUCAUAAAGCAAGCGGUGGAAGGAUGUUACCUGGACGUGAGCUCCAUACUUGGUGCAAGACAAUAGAAGCCUGAAGAAUACUCUGAGGAAGCAAUGACAGUUCUCUGAUAUCCACUCUUCUGUAUGGGAAAGAUUUUGGGGGGGGAUUUAUCAAAACUGGUGUAAAGGAACUGUAAUUGGCUUAGUUACCCAUGUUUUUUUUUUGUGGUCGCUCAUGCACAUGCUUCAGUCCACGCCUAGGCGACUGAUGGGGAUAGCCGAGUCAGUCCCAUAGACUUGAAUGGAGUAGUAGUGCACAUGUGUGACCACCUCUCCGUUCAAGAGUACAAGAGACCCUCAGUCUCGGGAUCCCGUGGAUAGGUGCUAAAUCUUUUUCGUGGGCAAGCGCCUUUAAAAUGAACUAAAAACUGAACUUUGCGGUACAAGCAUAGGAAAUGUUCUAUCUUUCUGCGAAGCGGAAAUCCAGACAUACAGAUGCGGAAAACGCACAGAUCAUCACAGAACAUGUCUGAAAAAUGCAAAACACAGAUUCAUUAAAGUCAAUGGGUCCCCCAAAAAACUCAAAAUGGACAUGGUCAUGUGCAUGAGGCCUGACAGGCAAAGGACUUGUCCAGGAUGGGAGCUUUAUUGCCGAAUUAGCUCUACAGCCGUCCAUUGGUUUUGUCUGGUAUUUCAGCUCAGCUCCACCAAUGUAAAUGGGACUGAGCUGCAAUACCACAAACAAUCUGUGGACAACCCCUGUCCUGGAAACCCCUUUAAAGAGGACCUUUAAUGGUUUUGAAUCACAGCAGAGAGCAUCACAGCCAGGAAGAAAAAAAAAAAAGCUCACUUUCUCCCUGGCUGUGACGCUCUCUGCUGUCAUUGGAUCGCGGCACAGCCAGGGAGAAGGAGAAACCCUGGCGUCUCCUCCUCCCUGUACCGAUGCUCAGUAUUGGCAUACUGAGCGAGAAAAGUGCAGGGGGGGCAGGGGGGCGUAUGAGCGGUAUUUUAAAAAAAUCAGGCAGGGUGGCAGCAUCAGCGGGGGUACCCUGCAAAAAAAGGUAUUUAUCUCAAUUAAUUCAAAACCAUAAAAGGUCCUCUUUAAUGUUCCCUGCUGGCCUGAUAUGACGCGGACACCAUCAGGUAGAGGUAUUAGGUUGGAUAUAUAUGUGUUAGGCUACUUUCACACUCGCGUUUGGUGCGGAUCCGUCAUGGAUCUGCACAAACUCAUCCGUUCAGAUAAUACAACCGUCUGCAUCCAUUCAGAACGGAUCCGUUUGUAAUUAUCUGUAA